Messenger RNA from Phasianus colchicus (ring-necked pheasant), 14154 nucleotides. The record is from RefSeq and is a predicted model, not a curated record. NCBI's taxonomy places the organism in Eukaryota, Metazoa, Chordata, Aves, Galliformes, Phasianidae.
AAAUAUGAAGCUGGGAAAGAAAAGAGUGGGGAAACAAGAAGGACCUCCCACUUUUGGUGGCAAGCUGUCAAACCAGCUUAGCUGUAAUAUUCAGCUUCAAGAAAAGUUUUGCUUGAAAAGACAAACAUCAAACUAAAGAUUUCCUAAACAGAGUUGAAGUUGAGAAUUCAAUUCAAACUUGCAGAUGCUAAUGUGAGCCUGUUUUAUACCUCAUUAAACCAUCAAAGCUUCAGAUUUAGCUGUGACUUUGCCUUUAACAUUUGUUUCCUUCAGUAAUAUCAUGAAAUGAAACAGUACUUAAUAAGAUGCAAAUACCCUCAGCCAAGUUUACUGUAGUCUUACCACAUACACUAAGUGGCAGAGCAAUGUAUCAGUUUAAGAAACUGCUAAGAUAGUAAUAAACCUUAGUUCAGCAUUUUCUUGGCUGCAUAUUAGUAUGCUAUCACUGAUAACCUUUUUGUUUUCUGUCAUACAGAGUAUCCAGCAGAAAGGAUCGUGUGAAUACUCCCUAACGGUGUAUGGGCAAAAUUAUCCCAGAUGUCAUAAAACACCUUUUGUUGAAAGCUAAGCAGAUGAUGACUUUGAAAGAAAUUGGAUUGUGUGUACCUGCCCUGGUCUGAAGACCACAGUGGCUAUACAUACUUCUUUAGAAGCUCUGACGAGCAAAUGGGAUGUGUUUUAUGGCUGACAAAACUGUUCAAAGUAAUCUAUAGCAAGACUAUUCCUUACUUAAAGGCUGAACAGAUCUUUGAAAUGCCUUUGUCUGGCCAAAUGUUAGUACAUCUGUAUUAACUAGCAACAAUUCACACUGUGAAAAAUGAUUGGCUGUAGGUCACGUGAAUUAAGUCAUGAACUGUGUUCACUUUCUAGAGUAUAGCUUGACUACCCUGAUAAUUAGAAAACAUUCAAGCAGAGGAUGCCACAUUAUUCAGCUGUAAGGGUUAAUGUACUAAUGAUAAAAGCUAACCUGAGCAAAUAAAUUGACAUUUCAAUUUACCAUAUGUGAUAUAGUUUCUAUUAACAAACACUAACAAUGAUGAUUAUUCCUAUGGGCUGUAAAUUCUCCUCUUUCCUUUUUCAGAACUAUGACUCAAGACAGAAAAUUCAGUCUUUCUCUAACAAGUUGAAGUGCUCCUUCUUGAGACAAGCUAUACAGCAGAACGACUGCAGUAGAAGUUACAUUUGUCCUCUUGGCUAGAGUGUAUUGUGGAUUCACUGUAUAAGAACAUUUUCAAAGGUACAACUACUUAUUUUGAAACACAUCUUCAGAGUAAAAAAAGUAAAUAAAUCCAGAGAACAUACAAAUGUCUAAUCAUUCCCAAGAUAUUAAGGAGAAUUAUUAGAAUUAAGUUGAACAAAGCAGGAGAAACAGAAAGAAAUUCACCCUUGCAUUACUGAAGAUUGUGAAACAAUGGAGUCUUUUAUCUGCCAACUUCUACUGAGUUUGCUUAGCAGGAAGCAGUAGAUGAACCCCAAUACAUCAGAAUAGCUAUGUGCAGAAUGCUGCCAUCACAGCUGACAUCAGUCACAUCACUCAAACUUCUUGAGAAACUGGUUCAAUGGUGCUUGAGAGAAAGUAUAGAAAAAAUAUAACCAAAGGAAGAUUUUUAGGAAGCCAGAAAAGCUAAAAGGGGACAGAUCAUGUGUUUGCCUUUCCCUCAGACUCUGAGGGAGCACAAAGGUAAGGAAUGAAAAAGAAUAUUUAAGCAAAGCUCCAUGUGUAUGAGCACUAUAGUAGUAUGAGCAUGAUAGCGAUGGGUUGAUGGUUGCACUUGAUGAUCUCAGAAGUCUUUUCUAACCUAUGAUUCUAUGAUUCUAUGCCUUUGGUCAGCUUGCAAUGUAAAUGUUAACAUUAUGUUAUUGAAAUAAUGUAUUUUGCUCUAGGGAAUAGAUUAGAAAAUUGAACUUUUAUGUAUUUCCUUCUCCAGAAUUCAAGGUUGAUGUUGAAAUGUUUGAAAUUGAAGUUAGCUUUGUAUGUCUUUUUUUUUUUUUUUCUUUCUCUUUUAGCUCUAGAAGAUACAGAUUCCUAAGCUGCACAUAAAAAGCACACUCUUAAAAUUCACUGUCUCACUCAGGGACACAGCUUUAAGGUUUUUGUAAGUUUGAGAACAUUUUCCUAAACAUCCUUUGCAUAAGCAUCAUGCCCAAAGCUAAGCAAAUGCCGCUGUUGGGAUGUGACAAGCUUCUAAUCUAGCCUUGAUUGCACUGUGGAAAGAAAUGAACAAUGGAAAGUAAAUCUGGUAUUUAAUAACAGCACAUGACAAUGAACAUUUGUUGCCAAGAAUUAGAAACCCGUGGGCCUGACUUAUAGAACUGUUGCCUUAAUUAGCCUUUUUCCUGAAACAGAUUUAACUUUUUUGUAGUCUAUAUAAUCCUGCCUGCUUAAUCUGUUUCGCAAGUCCAUUAAGAUUCUACUAAGAAAGGGAUGUUUUCUAUUCUACUUGAGAACACACAAAAAAACCACUUUUCUGCCUUAUGCAGCAUAUUGACCAUACAACAAUGAAGAAAUUGCUCCAUGACUGUGAUACAGUGAUUUGUAAAUCCCUUUCAUCCCAGUCUUGAGAAAGACUGCUAAUAAAAGAGUAUUGCUUCAUAUGACUUUUUGCAUGGCUGUAGACUACAUACCUCCACCCCCAAUUGCCUGGGCUGUUUGCAUACUGGGGCUUUGGUUGCUGCUACAGAUAAACUGCACAAAUAAAUGAAACUGGCUGUUACUUGAUAUUCACUUGUCUUGUUUCAGUGUAUGUAUGUUCACAACCUCUUCUUUGCCACUUCUCAGUAGUACAUUGUGACUGUAUGGGAGUAGAGAAUAAUGUUGCUUUGAAGCAAUUAAAAUUUCAAGAUGCACAGUAUAUCUAUACUGCUUUUAGGCCUGUGGAACCAAAUUGUAACUCCAAGUAUGAAUCUUUUCCUAUUACAUUUGAGCCUGUAUCAUGGUAAUGUAUACUGCAGGUUUAAUCCUAAUAAUAGCAAGAGGAUAAUCAUAGUAACUGUGUAAUGUUUUUAAUUUUCUGGUGUUGUCUGUAAAUAUUUUCCUGUUUAACAAAUUAUGAAGGAAUUUUGCAUGAUAAUGCUGUUGAUUUUCUGUAGUUUCCUUUACCCUUGUGAUUUUGAAAUACUUUUUUGCCCAUGAAUUGGAUGAUAGUGAUCAUGUUCCUACAGAAUACAAUUGCUUUCAUGUAUUCUACCUUGCUGCUGUGCUAGUAACUACCGUGUAAGUCAUCAUUACCAUCCACCCAAGCAUUCACAGGUACUGUCAUCUGUAGCAUGUUACCACAACUCUAAGAAAUAAUAAUCUGAAGUCCCAGUCUUUUAUAUGAAAUUUUCUUUUUUCUUUACUGUUACACAGGCUCUACUGCUGGCCUAUUUGCAGUACGCAGUGUCAAUAAAAUGAAAGAUAGUUUUAUAUCCUCAGUCAGAGGGAAGGUUAAAGGAAGAAUCUGCGAAACAACUGGAAUGACUCAUCAGUACGGAGAGGUUUCUAAUAUGAAUGUUCAGUGUGCUUUAGGCAACUUUAGGCAGUGUAAGUUUCAGCAGAAAGUUUUGUGCUUUGAUUUUUGUAGUACCAAAUAUGUAUUUUAAAAAUUAUGUCUUUCCUAUGUAAUAAAGAGUCCUUAGCUUCAUAUAAAUACUAAGCAUCAGUCAAAACUGACACAUAUUUUGAUAUAAUUCAAAUUGCAGGUGAACCAGGAAAAGGAAGAUGUAAGUAAACUAGCAGUAAUACCACACUGCCACAAAGCACUGAGAGAAGGAGGAUUGUUUACAUAUAAUGAACCCUCAUCCUGUCUGUUGGAACCCUCAUCCUGUCAGUCUACCAUUACUGUAAUAUAGAAUAUGUAUUACCCCAGAAGGAUUUGAGAGGAACCCACCAUUUGUUUUCUUCCAGUCACAAAGCAGUCACCAGUGGAAGAGCUGGAUUCAGAUGAUGAAAGGAAUGGCUCAUCUGAAAGUGAGAGGUACAGAGCAGAACACUUAAUACUAAACAGAAUCUGCGCACUUUGUCAUGUUUGUCUUCCAAGGGAAUAAAGAUGAAUAGCAUAAGCUUCAAUUUUUCAGGUGAGUCAGGUUGCUAGUACUUUCAUCUGCUGGCAAGAAUUUAAAGAUGGAAUUGCCUUCGACAAAAUUCUACACCACAAAAACAUGCUUCUUCCUACUGUAGAUACAUCAUCAGACGUGGAUUCCUACCCACAUAGAAAGUAAUCCAAAGAUCUGAAGACACCAGAUCUGGUCUUCAGAGUCUUACAGUUUAUGUCUGUGCGAAGUAGGUGUAAAAUACUACCCAACAUGGCUCAUCUGUUACAGUGAUAGCCAAUCUGUCUGCCUUUAGUGACAGCUGCAGGUGUUCAGUAGUUACUGGCCACACAAACACUUCAUGUGCCUUAAGGCCGUGGAUUCACGAUACUCUAAUACAUUAGUACCCUCUAUAUUUUCCUAUUCCCAACAGAGUCACUUCUUUUUGCCAUUGGAUAACUAUGUGUGGGACCAACCUCUGAACCAAAUGGGGGAAUGGAUUCAUCUUACAGAAUAUGCAUCCAAACUGAGUUUGUGUGGUGUUCCAAACAGAACAGAACAGUUAAAACCAGUUUUAAAUGAAUUGUAUCUAGCUUUCUAAAUCAGGAUCAGUAUUUCAAAGCCAAUUCAGGGUGCAGCCCCACAAAUAGUAGAUCCGAAAGAUCAGAGAGGACAGCAAAGGCAGGAUUAGAAUGAAUAAAUGAGGCUGGAUGAACAAGGUAUGCCUGAAACUGGUAUUUAUAUCAAAUAUCUUUUAUGACAAAACCCACAGCUUUAGGGCACAAUUUGUCACAUAUUAUGGCAGGCCAGCCAGCUCCUGUUUCUACUACUUUAUUGCAGGUAUGUUUUUUUAUAGUGCAUGUAACAAUUUAACCUAUCUUUAAAAAAAAAAAAAAAAGAGGAGAGAGACCAAAAGCAGCCCGUAAACUGUGGACAUGGAGGUUGGCCUUGUCUGUCUCCCCAUCCACAUAAAGCAAAUCACUGGACAGUGGGAACCAACAGUUGAAUGAUGGCAAGUCAACAUAAGUCAAUGUCCCAGGCAACUGCUUUACCCACAGUGUUAGCAGCAGCAGCUGAAUGAUGGUAAGUCCAAGUUAUGUCCCAGACAUCUACUUCACCUAGAGCAUUAUCAGUAUGUUGACUCUACUCACUGCAUAGCCACACCCAGGUUAUGCCAGGCAAUUUUCUCUUCUGUGUGCCCUAGGAGUCUUUCCCUUUUCAUUACCACCAUACAAUUAUGGGUAAAAAAGACAAUCUUAAUGUAUUGUAACUGUGUCACACUGCACUUGAAAUAGUUACUUGAGAAAACCAAAGAAAGACUGAACACAAGGUGAUAUUUCCUGUCAAACAAGGGUGUGCCACAUUAACAGAGGGCAGUGGAAAGGAGGUGUGGUAGUAUUGGCACUUAUAAAACAGCUCUGUCAGAGCAUUUUAUCACAACUCCAGCAAAUUGGGAAGAGAAAGGGCAGAACUCAUUCCAUCUGCAUGCCAUGUGCUUACUUAUUAUCUGUGCUUAUAAAGCAAUUCUGUGCUUAUUAAGUGAUAAAAUGGACUGACUUGCAUCAGAUGGCAUCUUAAAUUAAAAAUUUCUACAGUACACCAAAGGGAAUAACAUGUUUAGUACAUGUGUGUUUAGUACAAACAUAUUAGUAUGUGUGCAUGGUAUGUAUCUAUAUAUUCUUGAAUACAUUUACAUACUGCAAUAUGUGUAAUUGACAAUGUUUCUUCUCAGAAAUUCACAUCACUCUAAUGUCAACUAGAUAUAUUACUAAGGACACUGCUAUCUUACUUCCAUCAUUUGUUUCACAGCACAAUAAAUUUUGUGAUCAAGGCAAAGAAACAAUGGUAUUUGCUUAUCCAUACUCAGAAGUUAAAAUGAACAGAUGAUUUGUUAAAUAGAAGCAAUGACAUUUAUUUGAGUGAGAAUCUGAUGACUGUAUCUACAUAAAUAUAUAAUACAAUUCAAUUCAGUAUUAACUAGGGUCUUCCAUGCAAGCAGUUGCAUCUAGAGGUACUGUAGAAGAAAAUGGGAUACCUGCCCGAACUGUAGUUGUCUUACUUAGUUUUAAAUGAUAGAGUAGAAGUAAAAUGGCAUAUUAAUUCUGCCAGUCUGUUAAUAACUAGUCAGACAAGACUAAGGCCAUAUACUUUCAAUACAAGACAGUCAAAAUCAAAAUAGAAAAGUUGUGAAAGAUUCUGGAAAAGAUUGAUUCAUUCUUGAGAAUGGAUGUGAUAGGAUGCAGAGCAUGUUUGAAAUCCUUGUGUCACUCCCUGAACAUGUAGUAAUUGGUAAUGAAGUUGAUUGGAAGAAAAUAAUCCUAAUGAAGAUGAAAGAUCAAGAAACCACUGGAUGAUGGGUGGCCUAUGGUGUCUCAUUUGGAUGUACAUACUUGUAUUCAUCAGCAUAUUAUACAAAAUUCAUCAAUGAAUUAUCCUUAAAGCCUAAGUGCUUCAACAGCUGUCUAAGUUUUGCUUAAGUAUUGCAUUUAUGUUUUACUUCUGUUUAUUCUUUGGUGAGAAAAAGAUGUGCAUUAGCAUAUCUUCAUGUGGAAUAAGUUUAAUUAAAUUAUAAUGAAGAAACAAAUAUUAGAGCAGCUGAGUCGAAUGGGAAUGAAACAUUAUAGGAACACACCCUCAUUUUUAUCGGUGUUUUAAGUCAACUGAGGGCUUGUGGUACAAUUAAAUAAAAAGCCAAAGCUAUACACAUUACUGUUCUCUGCCAAGAUACUCUCAUGAGGCCAGUAUCGAGUUGUCAGUAAAGCCUGAGAAAGUGUAACUUGUAUGAAGUCAUCAUUAGUUGUGCAAUUUGGUCUGUUGUUUUUCACUGAGCCAUUUGAACUUCCAGUAUACAGUCUUUUGUAUUCACUUGCUGAUGAAUUCUUUCAUCACUGCUAUCUUGCAGAAUUGAUUGUCAACUCUCAGUAUGUGAGAGUAGUGUAUAGCAUGAUCUUCUGAUGUGGAUGGUAACAUUUACAUUUCGUAUGUUGUCGAAUUGUAUUUUAUUUGGAGUUGAAAAUCCAUGUUUCAGGUAGCUUUGGCUGAUUACAUGUUUCAGUGAAUUUGAGAACUUUCUCUACCCACAGUGUGAAGGUGUCGAAGUGAAUGAAAGUCAAUAAUUUGGCUUUUAGCUAUUGCAGUUUGAGUUAUCAAUAUAUGUGCUUCUCUUCACUGAAUUGUGGUGGUGGUGUUGGUGGCAAGGAAGGUGGUGGUGGUUUUUUUGCAUUAUAGCAGAAGUAACAACUUACGUAAAGCCUUUUCUUUUUUUUUUUUACUGCUGUUUGCACUGACAGACAUGUAAAGUGCAACAUACUUUCAGUGGCCAAAUACAGAUGUAUUAUCAGUAUGUGUCUUGAUCUAAGACAAAAUAUUAAUUUGCCUAAGAAAUAAUAAUUUCUGCUGAAUUUUUCGUUUUCAUGUUGUACCUGAGACUAUCAAAAAUGUUACUGAUUGCAAUGAGAAUUUAUUUGGGCAGACUUUAGGGGAAAUAAAGCUUUACAGAAAGUGAUUUUUUCAGUCACAAGGCAGAUUGAAAGGUUCAGGAAGUACUUGCAUAUUCAUCUCAUUAGGUAACAGAAGUCCUAUCACAUGGCUUGUCUGAUUUACCACAGCUUAAAGAUCCUGUCUCAACUAGUUUCAGUGAAUUAUUUGAAAGAUCAGAUUGGCCAGUAGGAAAAAGUUUCUCAUCAGCAACAUAGUUGCAGUGCUGGAGCAGGUUAUUCCUGGAGGUUUGGAAUCAUUGUCCUUGGAGGUUUUCAAGACUCACCUAGACAAAGCACUGGUGGUUCAAUCUGUGUUGGCAUAGUCCAGCUCUGACCGCAGUGUUGGACAGGAGGACUUCCAGAGAUCCCUACCUGCUAAUAUUUCAAUGAUUCUAAUUCCAGAAAACUGUUUUAAGAUUUAUUUGAAGAGAAACAUGAUUUCUAAUGAGACAAAAAUCUAAAUUUACUGUGUAAUUGUUUAAACUGGUAACCUUAGUAUAAGUUUAUGAUAAUAUUAGUGAAGGACAGUACCAUGCGUGUACAUUUGGUCCAUCCAUAAAUUUCAUAGAAAAACAGAACUUCAAUCUUCCAAAGCCUGUAAUCUGCAGAAACUCAACUAAACAAUAUACAGUUCAUUGGAAUUAUGUGGGAGCUGAGUAUGAAUACAACUUUUGUAGGAUUGGGACACCAGAUUGAUUGUCAGCCCAUAAAGGAGAGAAACUACAUAAAAUGAUAGAGAAAGCAAUUUCAUUUUUAUUUAUGUAGCCUAGUCAUCAGUUUUACAUUUUAGAUUGAAUCAAAAAGAAAUUAAAUUCCAGCUGGUGCAGGAUUGUGAGUGCUUUCAGUAUGGCUUGGUGAGGCUAAUAUCUGCAGGGUACCAAUCCAUCAGAAACCACCUUCCUGACAUAUUUUUGCAUAUUACCAAGCUUUUAUGAUUAUCCCAAUGGGAAUUAUUUUGAGGCCUCUACACUACAUUUAUAAUCAUUACAGACCUACCUGGCAGACCAAAAAAAACAGAUCUCUCAAAACAUCUGGACAGCAAUCAAAGAACACUGCAAAGCAGUUCUUCCCAUGCCCUUUCCCACUCAUUUGCUGUUAAAGAAAGGAUGCCAAAAAAUUGUUAACAUACAGGUUUAUGUUUCAAGAAUUACAGUAAGCUCCUCCUUCAGAAAAUGUUGCCACAGUUGCUUAAAAUCUAAGAGUUAAGAAUUGAAUGGCUCCUGAAUGUCUUUUCAUGUUUGCUUAUAGAUGACAUUUCCCCUGUCAAUUCAUUUCGGAGAGGCUGAGGCACACAGAAAAAAUUCUGUUACUGUUGUGCAAAUAAACAAGGGUCCAUACGUAUUUAACUUAGCUUCUUGGUUUCUCAGUAACAAAAUGAUGUCUAGAAGAGACCUUUGGAGGUCAUUUUGUCCACAGUCUCAGCAUGACCAAUUUUGAAGUUAGGCCUGACUUCAUAGUUAAUUUGCAUUUCUCAAGGCAUUUCAAGCUAUUUUACAAGAUUCAUAAUCAUUGUCUUCCUUUUAUCUGAUGGAUGGAUGGAUGGAUGGAUGGAUGGAUGGAUGGAAGGAAGGAAGGAAGGAAGGAAGGAAGGAAGGAAGGAAGGAAGACAAAUAACUUUUUGAUAUACAGGUUUGGAACAGAGGACUGACUUUUAGCUACUCUGAAAUUCAGAUAACCUAAGUUUUGCGGUAGAUCUGAACGUAGCAAGGAUAUCACUCCGUAUCUCAUGUCUCUAAGUUUCAUCCUCUUUUUAUUUGGCUAUCUCAAAAAGACUUCUGUGGUCAGAACAUUCAGUCAGUGGUGUUUUUAAUAAUAUUGUAGUAAAAGAGAGCCUUGUUUUUGUUUUGAAUUGUUUCUAUUUAUGGAACUGAGGGAGGAGAAUGUAAGAGUAGUAAGAAUGAAAUUGUUGCAGAUUUAUCCAUUUCAAGCACAAUGUAUUAAAUGAGCUUCUUCAAUUUUCUCAUGUAAUCUAAGACAGUUUUAUUUUCCAGUUUUGCUUUAUUAUAAAAAAUAAAUGAAAAAAAACAAACCCUACAAUGCUAAACUUGGAUAACAAUGAAUCUUUAUCUUUAAAACUUUUAUUCUCCAUCCAAGACAUUAUCCUUGUAUGGAGCCUACAAACAAGAACGUCUAUAAACAUGACUGCCAGGAUUAAAGCUAAAGGUGAGCCAUAAACUCUUUAUUUCAACAGGAUCUCAGUUACAAAUUAACUUUGCAUGCUCAGUGUACAGUGCUUAUACCACAUGGUUUUCAGGAAGUGGAUCCUGUUGCUGUUCUCUGAAGACAUGUGAUGUCAUUCCUCUGCAUUUUUUAAAUCAAUGAUGUGGCUGAGCUAUGCGUAGAGAAGAACGGGAAGACAAUUGCCAAACUUGCAAAUGUAUCAAGGUUUUUGGCAUUGGUGUGAAUAGGGUUUCCUUAACAUGACAUGUUGCUCAAGUAAAUUCAUUUUUUAUAUUUUUUUUUUUUUUUUUUUCAUGUUAGAUCCUACAAGACAGAUGCAGAGAUGCUGGCAUUCUUUAUGCCAGUUCACGGAUGCCUGUAAGCAUAAAUGUCAAGCUGUCUAAGAAUGUAUGAAGUGUAUAGUCUUCCAUACAAAUCCAAUAAUUAUCAUUUUGUAUGAAGUAGUUACAUGUUAAGGCUUUGAAAUGGCACCCUCAUAAAGGUAGCUAAAUUGUGCCAGACUUGUGGCUAAAUGCAGCACUUUUUUUUCUGUGAACAGCUAAAAUCCAUGUUUUCAUUCAUAUGUACAGAUGCUACCUUCCCCCAGACACCUCUGUGGUAUACCUGCAUUUGGAAUGGGAGCAAUAGGUUGGGAUAAGAACACUUGAAAUGAAAGUAUUUUUAUAGUGCUUAUAAAGGGAUAAGAAUCAUCCCACACACAAGUAACGGGCUGUUAAGCUGCUUCAUUACCAAUAUAUCCAACCAGGAGGAGUAUGGCUCUUCUAGACAGGCACUGAUGGAGGAAAAUAUAGCUGUUGUGUGAAUUCAGCAGUGCCAGAAAAUACACUGCUGAAUAUAUUCUUAUUAUGUAAGUCUAAGUAUGUUACAGAUUAAAGUUUUCACCUCCAUGUCUUUGGGAAUGUGCCCCUCUUACAGCAAUGAUAUAUCAUCAGGACUGCUUUUCAGCUGCACGUGAGCAGCAGAGACAACAGCUGAGAGGCAUUUAACAACUACCUUGUAAAUAAAGUUCACUGAGCUGCACCUGUGUGCUGUGAAGUUCUCCUCGUGGUCUCCACCAGUUGUUUCCCCCUGUGGUCAUGACGGCUUCGCACAGUGACUCUUUGGUGGUGUUGUUUGGGGCAACAGCUGGUGCAUAUGGGGCUAAACUGGGUUCGGAUGAGAGGGAACUAAUUCUCUUGGUGUGGCAAGUUGUGGAUCUCCCCAGCAAGAAGGUAGGGACGCUACACAAAUCCCUGGUGAAAGCAGACAAUUUGGAGUUAAGUGACCAAUGUCGUGAAGUGAGUGGUUUAACACCAGAGGGACUGGGCAAAGCUGAGCCUCUGGACCGGGUUCUUCAACAGUUUAUUCAGCUGGUAUCCAGUGAUUUGAAAGUAUUUGGAAGGAACUCUUACACCCUUUGCAGCGAUGGCCAGUUACUCAUUCGACAAGUCCUCCACCCAGAAACAUCUAAGAAGAACUUCCUGCUGUCAGAGUGCUUCUAUUCCUUUUAUGAUCUGCGCAAAGAAUUUCACACAUGCUACCCUAGUUCAGCCGCCGUGAAAGACCAGACUAUCAAGACCAUGGCAGAAUAUCUAGGCUUAGGGACAGAUGAAGCAGAGGAGGACUUUGGCGUGUGGCAAGUAAAAACAAUGGUGGCUAUCAUUUUCAGCAUGCUCUCUGAAAAUUGUGAUCACAUAUUUACUGACCCUGAAACUGUGAAAUACAAGUACGAAACAGGUCCUUGCAGCAAAUCAGAAACAGUGGAUAGUGAGACAGUAAUACGUGCUAGAGGUUUGCCUUGGCAGUCUUCAGACCAAGAUAUUGCCCGAUUUUUCAAAGGACUCAAUAUUGCCAAAGGUGGCGUGGCCCUUUGUCUGAAUGCUCAAGGAAGAAGAAAUGGUGAAGCAUUAGUUCGAUUUGUCAAUUCUGAGCAGAGAGAUCUGGCACUGGAAAGACAUAAGCAUCACAUGGGUAGCAGAUACAUUGAGGUUUACAAAGCAACUGGGGAAGAAUUCUUAAAAAUUGCAGGAGGUACCUCCAAUGAAGUGGCUCAGUUCUUAUCUAAAGAGAAUCAAGUUAUCAUCCGGAUGAGAGGUCUUCCAUUCACUGCUACUCAGGAGGAUGUUCUGGGAUUCCUGGGGCCAGAGUGUCCAGUCACAGGAGGGAAAGAAGGACUUCUCUUUGUCAAGUACCCAGAUGGCAGGCCCACAGGAGAUGCAUUUGUGUUGUUUUCCUGUGAAGAAUAUGCACAGAAUGCACUUAAAAAGCACAAAGAAAUACUUGGGAAGCGUUACAUUGAACUCUUCAGGAGCACAGCAGCAGAAGUUCAGCAGGUACUUAAUCGAUACAUGUCAACUCCUCUUAUUCCCACCCUCCCAACUCCCAUCAUUCCUGUUAUACCCCCACCAUAUACAAUUGCCACGGGUAGCAUACGGGACUGUGUCCGGCUUAGAGGCCUUCCUUACACUGCUGGCAUUGAUGAUAUCCUGGACUUCAUGGGAGAUGCCACAGCUGAUAUAAAGCCUCACGGAGUUCACAUGGUCCUUAAUCAACAGGGACGGCCAUCAGGUGAUGCUUUUAUCCAAAUGAAAUCUGCUGACAAAGCCUUUAUGGUGGCUCAAAAAUGUCACAAAAAAAUGAUGAAGGACCGUUAUGUGGAAGUAUUCCAGUGUUCGGGAGAGGAGAUGAACUUUGUUUUAAUGGGUGGCACUUUAAAUCGUAGUGGCUUAUCCCCACCGCCAUGUAAGUUACCAUGUCUUUCUCCACCAGCUUAUGCUGCUUUUCAGACAGCAGCUGUGAUCCCAGCAGAAGCAGCGCUUUACCAGCCACAAGCCCUCUUGCCAACAGCAAGGACUCCCCAGGCCUCAGCUGCUGCUCCUCCAGCUGUUACCUACUACCCAGCUCAGGCUGCUCAGCUUUAUAUGAACUACACAGCUUACUAUCCCAGUCCUCCAGUAUCCCCUACCACAGUGGGAUAUCUUGCAGCUCCUCCAGGAGCUGUAGCUGCUGCUGCCACUGCCACCCACACUCCACUUCUACCCCAGCCUGGAGCAUUAGUUCGAAUGCAGGGUUUGCCAUAUAACACAGGAAUGAAGGAGAUUCUAAGUUUCUUCCAGGGAUACCAGCUCCACACAGAUUCCAUCCUCAUGCUUUACAACUUUAGUGGCCAGCCCAGUGGAGAGGCAUUGGUGACUUUUCCAAGCCUGGAUCUAGCUAAGAGAGCAGUGGCUGAGAAAAAUGGACAGCUCCUGGGAGGCUGCUGUGUAGAACUGUUGCUGGUCUAACUAAACACUCUCUGGGGCAUGGGGAAGGAAUGUCACGCUGAACACUGUGCCUUUUACAAAAUAAGGAGUCUUCCCUUGCCACCCCUGCAGCAUCAAAUGUGCCUUUUCAACAUGCUAUGUUGGAAUGUAGAGUGGUACAUGUCCUGUAUUUAAUUUGAAAAAGGGUGUAUUGUAUGCCAAAGAUAAAGCAACAGGAAAAUGUAUGCAGUUGAAUUACUUAUUGUGUUAUGUACUUGUUUGAAAAUAAGCAAACCCUUUAUUGGCAACUUGUUAAUUCUGAAGACAGUCUAAUAGCACUUCAGCUAUCGCAGCCAUGGGAGAAACCUAUUGCCUGUUCAGUAGCAUUUGAAGUGGAAAGUGAAGCUUGAGUCAUUCAGAUUCUUCUGUGUUUAGUUUUUAAGAGUUUACAAUUGGCGAAGUGUCUGUUUUUUGUAGAAUUUAAAUGUCUUUAUAAAGGGCUUUUGGAAUGUGUAGUGUUCCCAACUCAAAGCAUGUAUCUUUUUUUUUCAUUGUUCUUGAUUGGAAAAUACCAGGAUGCUGGACCCCAAGUACAGUUGUGUUUUCUCAUGUUUUCGUUAUGUUGUUUUGCAAAAGCCAUAUUUGUCUUUCCUACCAGCAUACUGCUGCCAAAUAUGUAAAGCAAAAAAUAAAAACAGUAGCAAAAACAGAAGAAUCCUCUGUGCCCAGACAUUAUUCCCUACCCCAACCCCAAAUUUUUAAUUCUCUACAGGACAAAAAUGGCACAUAAACCUGAGUACUAAUAAGUUAUAUUUUUUUAUUUAAGCGUAAUAGCUUUCAAAUACUGUAUUAAAAAUUUUGCUCUAGUUUAUGUGCAUGCAAUUUGUUUACAUCUUUAAACUACUUUAUUUGUAUAUUAUGAAACAACAAGAUAUGUUGAAAUCUAAAUUCUCUAGUGCAUGCUUUUUUCUUUUUGUGUGUAUAUACAUAAGCUAGAAGUACUUUGUCAUGUAGCAUGUGUUUAAAAAAAAAAAAAGACAUCUGCUGUAGAAGCACUAAAUGACUUUGUUUUUACCGUGCCUUACUUCAGAACUAUUCCAAGUGCAAUACCAGCAGAGCAAAACAUGAGUCCUUUUGUGACAUGUUCAUGGAUGUCUGGAUUGAUUUUUUGUUUGUUUUGUUAGCGUACAAUGCGUUGUACUUAAAGGAACUGAAUGAUGUAUGCUUCUUUAUAUUACAACGAAUAAAAGAGAUGCUUACGA